Molecule: messenger RNA, 1977 nt
Organism: Nakaseomyces glabratus
Lineage: Eukaryota; Fungi; Ascomycota; Saccharomycetes; Saccharomycetales; Saccharomycetaceae
Gene: HOT1
Product: Hot1p
Biological process (GO): positive regulation of ribosomal protein gene transcription by RNA polymerase II
Molecular function (GO): DNA-binding transcription factor activity, RNA polymerase II-specific; RNA polymerase II cis-regulatory region sequence-specific DNA binding
Source: RefSeq, a predicted model, not a curated record
AUGAGUGAUGCUGGCGAUUCGAAGCUGGCGAAAGAGCAGAGCGAUGCUUCAACUGGAACUUGCAAUGGUAAUGGUACUGGUAAUGGUACUGGCAGUGGCACUGCCACUGCCAAUGCUACCACCACUCCCACUCCUACUCCUACUUCCAUUCCCACGGCCGCUGGUAGUGUAACCGAUGUAACUGCGACGUCCUCGAUGGUGCUUGCGAAGCUGGACGAUAUCUCCAGCAGGCUCACCAUGUUGGAGUCUAAUUUCAACAAUGUGUUCAGCAAGAUCAACGACCAGAACUCGAUGAUCCUGGACCUGAAGCAGAACAACUCGCACGCGUUCCUGCGGUUGUCCUCGAAAGUGAACAAGCUGGAGACGCAUGUGGCUGCGCUCGCAAGCAACAACCCGCAGUCCGCGUUUGUCACAGACCUGCUGAACUCUAUCACGAAUGUGAGCAGCUCAUACCUGCGGAAGAUGAAGCACAAUGGCGCGGAGAACCUGAACGUGCAAUUGAGCACGCACGAGAACGGGUUCGUGCACCCAACGCCCAACGACUCCCCAAACAUGAUGGGGCCCAUAUACUACAACCAGAUAGAGACCAGCAAAGCCCGUGGACAAUUGAAGUCGCUGAACAGGAAGAAGACGUUCACGCUGAACCCGAACGGUAUAAAGAAGAGGAGGCUGGGCCAUCACCACGGCAACAGCGGCAGUAGGUCCAAUAACUUGAAUGUCACCUUCGAUAUCACGGGUCAGGUGGGUCAGCCUGGCUACGACACCUCUUUGAACUCGGCGACUCCUAAUAACCAUGCGAUGACACCUUCUAAUGUCAUAAGCUCAUCGAACUCUUACUCCGAACUACAAUCGUUGAAUGGAUUGCAAAGCAACACUACUGCGUCGGAUGGCAGAACACUGUCACCUGUGAACACAGUACAGGCCCUCAAGACACCCUAUCUGACCGCUACAAAUCAGCAUAGUCUAAAUCAUGGAUCAUUGAAUAAUUAUAACUUGAAUUUUCCACAAUUCUUGGACAACACGAAUAGCGUUACAUUGUCGAGGUUGGGGUCAUCGUCGCCCGUGGAGAAAAGAGAUGGCAUAGUCAUGUCGCACUCGGCUCCCCAGUUAGAUAAUGGUUCAAUUACAUACCCUGACAAUCGUCUUCACAUAAGGAAUCAGGCUUCGCAGGAUAUCUUGGGCGGUGCGUCUCAAGGGCAACCUCAAAAGAUUAAUAACAUUGAUGAAGACGGGUACCAAGAAGACGAUGAAGAGGAAGAAUCAGAGUUGAAUAAGCAUAAGAACAAAGUUGGUAAUCUCAAGUAUAACACGACACUUACUGACUCACACUCGAUCAAUGAUGAUAGAAAACCUACAGUUAAUGUCUACGCCAGUACAGGUCACCCUGUCAAUAAUACCAAGAGUGAAUAUCUUGAAGAUGAUGAGUCUAAUGACAGUGAUAACUCGCAUGAGACUGAUGAAGAAUCUGAGGAUGAAGUGGAAGAAUACGAUGAAGAGGAUGAUAUGGUAAACGAAGAGGAUAGACAGCCUUAUAGCAGGAAGCCAAAGGAACCAGCAAGUGAGAGGAAACGGAAAAAAUUGAGAAAGAUCAACAAGUACCGUAACAAUGUUAUAGAACCAAGAAAGAAGGAUGACAAGGAGAAGGAUGCCCAAAAUAGUGAUCUAAAUUAUAUGUUGCUGAAGGCACCAUCCAGUGUAAAGACCAUCUGGGAAGAAUACGUUAAUGGUAUAGAUGGUAACCCUUCCAUUAGAGGGUUGGAAGAGAAGUAUGGUAAUAAAUGGCGUAUAAAGAGAAACAAAAAGACAUUUUCAAGAAGAAAACGUCUGUACAAAUUCAUUCUCAACGGUAUCGAUAAGGGCAAAACUGCUGACGAGAUGAUCGACAUGUUAGAGAAGCAGAGACUGUAUAGGGAUGAGAAUGGUGAGAUCAAGAGAAGAACGAUCGGUUGGCUGCAACAGAGCCUGAUAGGAAUAUGA